Molecule: messenger RNA, 2598 nt
Organism: Otolemur garnettii (small-eared galago)
Lineage: Eukaryota; Metazoa; Chordata; Mammalia; Primates; Galagidae
Gene: HNRNPL
Product: heterogeneous nuclear ribonucleoprotein L
Exons: 13
Coding region: 509-2275 (588 amino acids)
Biological process (GO): mRNA processing; regulation of RNA splicing
Cellular component (GO): nucleus
Molecular function (GO): mRNA binding
Source: RefSeq, a predicted model, not a curated record
GAGACGCAGAGGAUGGGCAUUUGCAGUAACCACUGGAGAGGGACAAAAGGGACAGGUUUUCUAGUCUCCCUGCGAAGUGGCGCGGGAAGGUGGUCUUUGUGACUGGGGGGCACUAAAGGCUUUUGGUUUGACGGAUUAUCGAGAAAACCAAUGAAAGUGGGAAGGAGGCGGGGCUUCUAGGCGGUUUGGCGCAACACCCCUAUCAGAUGCUUUUAGGGAGUUCAGCGGUACCAAAAAUCUAACCUAUCAAAUUGGACUUUGUAUUAAGGCGGUGGGGUCGACAAAAUAACUGGCAGAAAACGCUCGCCUAUAAAGAGUGUCCUAGACAAACGAAGGCGGGCACUCCUGCCAAACGUCGUAGGCAGCACCCAAUAAGCUCUCAAGGCGUGCUAAUCCUUCCCCUCCCCCCGCGGCGGGACCAGUGGCUCCCCCUAUCGGGUGGGGGCGGCGAGUGACGGGCGUGUCCCUCCCCCAAUGAGAGGCGGGGGGAGGCGGGUUCUGCGCCGCCAUGUCGCGGAGGCUGCUGCCCCGGGCGGAGAAGCGGCGUCGGCGGCUGGAGCAGAGGCAGCAGCCGGACGAGCAGCGGAGGCGGUCGGGAGCGAUGGUGAAGAUGGCAGCAGCAGGCGGCGGAGGCGGCGGUGGCCGCUACUACGGCGGCGGCAGUGAGGGCGGCCGAGCCCCUAAGCGGCUCAAGACUGACAACGCUGGCGACCAGCACGGAGGCGGUGGCGGUGGCGGUGGCGGAUCCGGGGCGGCGGGCGGCGGCGGAGGGGAGAACUACGAUGACCCGCACAAAACCCCUGCCUCCCCGGUUGUCCACAUCAGGGGCCUGAUUGACGGUGUGGUGGAAGCUGACCUUGUGGAGGCCUUGCAGGAGUUUGGACCCAUCAGCUAUGUGGUAGUAAUGCCUAAAAAAAGACAAGCACUGGUGGAAUUCGAAGAUGUAUUGGGGGCUUGCAAUGCCGUGAACUACGCAGCCGACAACCAAAUCUAUAUUGCUGGUCACCCAGCUUUCGUAAACUACUCUACCAGCCAGAAGAUCUCUCGCCCUGGAGACUCAGAUGACUCCCGGAGUGUCAACAGUGUGCUUCUCUUUACCAUCUUGAAUCCUAUCUACUCUAUUACUACGGAUGUUCUGUAUACAAUCUGUAAUCCUUGUGGCCCUGUCCAGAGAAUUGUCAUUUUCCGGAAAAAUGGAGUGCAGGCCAUGGUGGAAUUUGACUCUGUUCAAAGUGCCCAGCGGGCUAAGGCCUCACUCAAUGGGGCUGACAUCUAUUCUGGCUGUUGCACUCUGAAGAUUGAAUAUGCGAAGCCUACGCGCUUGAAUGUGUUCAAGAAUGAUCAGGAUACUUGGGAUUAUACAAACCCCAACCUCAGUGGACAAGGUGACCCUGGCAGCAACCCCAACAAACGCCAGAGGCAGCCCCCUCUCCUGGGAGACCAUCCCGCAGAAUAUGGAGGGCCCCACGGUGGGUACCACAGCCAUUACCAUGAUGAGGGCUACGGGCCCCCCCCACCUCACUACGAAGGGAGAAGGAUGGGUCCACCUGUGGGGGGUCACCGUCGGGGCCCAAGCCGCUACGGCCCCCAGUAUGGGCACCCCCCACCCCCUCCCCCACCACCCGAGUAUGGCCCUCACGCCGACAGCCCUGUGCUCAUGGUCUAUGGCUUGGAUCAAUCUAAGAUGAACUGUGACCGAGUCUUCAAUGUCUUCUGCUUAUAUGGCAAUGUGGAGAAGGUGAAAUUCAUGAAAAGCAAACCGGGGGCCGCCAUGGUGGAGAUGGCUGAUGGCUAUGCUGUUGACCGGGCCAUUACCCACCUCAACAACAACUUCAUGUUCGGGCAGAAGCUGAAUGUCUGUGUCUCCAAGCAACCAGCCAUCAUGCCCGGUCAGUCAUACGGGCUGGAAGACGGGUCUUGCAGUUACAAAGACUUCAGUGAAUCGAGGAACAAUAGGUUCUCUACCCCGGAGCAGGCAGCGAAGAACCGCAUCCAGCACCCGAGUAAUGUUCUACACUUUUUCAACGCUCCUCUGGAGGUGACUGAGGAGAACUUCUUUGAGAUCUGCGACGAGCUGGGGGUGAAGCGGCCAACUUCUGUGAAAGUAUUCUCAGGCAAAAGUGAACGCAGCUCCUCUGGGCUGCUGGAGUGGGAAUCAAAGAGCGAUGCCCUUGAGACUUUGGGCUUCCUGAACCAUUACCAGAUGAAAAACCCAAAUGGUCCAUACCCUUACACUCUGAAGUUGUGUUUCUCUACUGCUCAGCACGCCUCCUAAUUAGGUGCCUAGGAAGAAUCUCAUCUGAGCAGGAAAACAUUUCUCUUUCCUUUAUGCUGUUCUGUUUUUUCUUUUUUUUUUUUUUUUUUCUCCAAAAGUUCUUGUAUUCCUUUUUUUAAUUCUAGGUUAGUAGAAGCUUAACCAUAAUGGAAACGCUGGAAGUCUGGAGGGGGAGGGAGAGGGGAACUGAUAUCUCCCAAGAUUAACCUUCACUUUUUAAAAAAUUAUUGUACAUGUGAUUUUGUUUUUUCCUGUUCAUACAUUUGUGCUGCCCAUGUACUCUUGGCACAUUUCAAUAAAAUUGUUUGGAAAAUAAACAUAGC